Striga asiatica is the source of this 369-nucleotide messenger RNA. NCBI's taxonomy places the organism in Eukaryota, Viridiplantae, Streptophyta, Magnoliopsida, Lamiales, Orobanchaceae. The record is from the annotation of a GenBank genome assembly.
AUGAUCUAUAUUUGUACCUUACACUUCUUGCAAGUGUAUACAGCCAUACUAUAUCGUUCCUCCUGGAUCAAUCGAUCCCUAAGGUGUUCAGAUGAUUCUUUAUCAGCAAUAUCAUCGAGGGAGGCUGCUAUGCCUGAUCCCAGAAGACUUUGCAGCAGUUCAGCACGUCCAAGCCACAUAUCAACCUGUGACAGUGCUUCAGACAAUUCAUCGUCAUGGCCUCCGAAGCAACUUUAUCAGACUGCAAUAUUCCAGAACUCUUUCUCUUCCUAUGACCGUCUUUCGGUGCACCCUUAUCUCCGGAGUUACGAGGGGUCCAGGAAAAUGCUCUACGAGCCUCUUUUUGCAAAUGACUCAGGCUGCUACUAA